CAGGGACCCAGUGUCACACAACAGCAGUUCGCAUUACACGCCGGCGCGGCCGGCAGGGCGAGACAUUUGGCGGCCAUGCGCGCGCUCUAUGGAGGCUGAAAGCCUCUAGGUGAUUUGACAACGCCAUGACGCUAGAGAGAGUCGCAAAGCGUACCAGCUGCGACUCGCUUUGCGCAGGUCUACGGCUGAGGAACGUAUGGGACCACGGCCAACUCGACUGGCAGCCCUCAUCGCAUAACGCGCGAUACAGGCGAGGUGGUGAUUGUGACCACCGUGUUACAGAUUCUUGCUGGCAAGCUUCCCAGGGCAGCUAUUCUCUGAAUGUCCUCGCUGCCGCCGUCGCCCACGUUGCUUUGAUCCAGUCUCUCCUUUCUCAGCGUGGUUUGUUCGUUGUCUCACAUUCUCAACGUCCGUUGCCAUACACUAUCGCUCGCUGCCGAGAUCGAUUCCCACAUCUAGCCAAACAACCGAUAAAGUCCUCGUGGACAGUGCCAAUCCAGAUCCGGGCAUUGUCGCAUUCUCACCUCCACUGCGCCUUCCCAGCGAGCACACGCAGACCCUGGGCUUGGCAUGCGCUUGAUACAAACAAACUCCACCACCCCGGUAUUCUUCUACCUGUAAGCGGCCGACUCCUGUGACAGUACUCUCAGCUCGCUGUUCAUAUACCUUUUCCUUCUGUAACCUCGUUGGGAUCUUCCAGUCCGCUCCUUCAGCAUCAACAGUAUAUACCAUUCGCUCCUUCUUCAUUCCAGGCACGUG
This is a messenger RNA of Didymella exigua CBS 183.55, 759 nucleotides long. RefSeq lists its product as uncharacterized. NCBI's taxonomy places the organism in Eukaryota, Fungi, Ascomycota, Dothideomycetes, Pleosporales, Didymellaceae. The transcript has a single exon. The record is from RefSeq and is a predicted model, not a curated record. Bases 126 to 638 code for a protein of 170 amino acids.